Messenger RNA from Mya arenaria, 1813 nucleotides. RefSeq lists its product as uncharacterized. The record is from RefSeq and is a predicted model, not a curated record. Gene Ontology annotation, biological process: positive regulation of protein autophosphorylation; positive regulation of cell population proliferation. The coding region runs from base 367 to 1509 and encodes 380 amino acids. Gene Ontology annotation, cellular component: membrane. The transcript has 8 exons. Gene Ontology annotation, molecular function: growth factor activity; growth factor receptor binding. NCBI's taxonomy places the organism in Eukaryota, Metazoa, Mollusca, Bivalvia, Myida, Myidae.
GUAAAUACAUUUGACAAAAAAUAAGAAACACUUGUUAUUUUACAAGCUAAUAAGGUUCAAGGAGUGUUUUUAGAGUUUGUUUUCCUGAGGGUUUUUUUCCGGAUAAGAUUGACUUGAGAUAACAACAAAGAGAUAGAUGGUAUAAAUGGAGAUUACUCGUGAUCGCAUCAUAUUGAAACCGACAUUGUAAGGGAAACGCGUGCCAAUGGAACCUCGGAGUAAGGAGAAUUAAAGAGAGCGUUUCAGAAGUUUCGAAAAUUAUAGUCCGUGUUUUAUUUAUUCUGUGAUCUGUUAACAUAAAACACUUUGACUUAUAUUUUCCAUUUGUCUUAUUGCCGGAGAUACAUUCUAAAGGAACAUUCCAGAAUGAAGUGUGUGAUAUUUUUCGUUACUGUCGUCGCGUUGGGAACAUACAGCAUGGAGUUGGACCCAGAUUUUGAGUUGGAGCUGGCACAUAACAUGGAAGAGGACUCGGCUAAUUUCCUCUGUAAAUACAUGGCCGCUGAAGAUUGUGAAGCAAUGAUGAAUGCCACAAGGCCACAAGAUACUGACGACGAAAAAGUUGUGGUCUCACAAGGUCCUGCGGAGAUCGCCAUUUUUGACGCGUGUAACCCGCGGGAAAUGACGAUUGCUCUGCCGCGGCAUCCUGACCCCUCCAUCACCGUCUGGCCCACAUGCACACGUGCUAUGCGCUGUGGAGGAUGCUGUACUAGCGACGUUUUCUCUUGUGAGCCAACAGCAACCGAGGAAAGAUUUAUGAGAGUGUUCGACACAAAGCUGCCGUACCCCGGGGCUCACCGAUUCACGUUCCUGGGGGUACGGGUCGUCACGGUGAUCGAGCACACACAGUGUGAUGCCCAGUGCAAAACCAAACCUCAUGAGUGCCACAAGUUCCAAGUGUACGAGGCCCGGAAGUGCCGGUGUGUGUGUCGACCAGAGCGGAUGAGGCUAGUUGGCACGUGCAGCGGGCAGCAGAUAUGGGACGAGUCCGAGUGCGACUGUAUCUGCCCGAACCGGAACACAGCCUCUUGCCCAGAGCCCUCGUACUUCUCGACAACCACGUGCAGAUGCACGCUGAAAACGGGAGUAACUGGUGAGAUUGACCUCGAGAAAGUCAUGAAGGGGCUGAUGGGGAGGUCUGACAUCAUUCUCAAAAAUAACGACGACACCGACAGCGACAUCGAUAUGAUCGCUGGAACCGGCGGCAUGACGGACCUGGGAGACCUUGGCGUCGGUCCCAUAGACGAUGCCGCUGACGUUGAUGACAAAGAUGAUACCGACGAGGAUUGGACAACGACGGAACCAACCACGACCAGCACCACUUCCACCACCACGACAACAACUGCGUCUACGACGACGCCGACAACAACUACAGCUACAACAACCACGCCAAAACCGACCGAGAAACCCUGCGCUGGGAAGACGUGCCCGGGAGUGUGGAAACUGGUGUUGCUCUCUAACGGAAACUGUCAGUGCGUUCCGCCGUCCUUCGGCGGCAGCCGCGGUUAAAGUCCGUCAGUGGUCAACGCGUAAUCAACGCUAUGCAUAAAAUUAGAAAUAAGACCAUGAGUUAUUCCAACAUAUGGACAAUUAUAAUUAUAUAAAUAACAUACACGUACAUGGUAACCAUUUGGAUCGCCUUCGGACUGUUUUUAUCAUCUUGCAAACACACAUAAGUAGAAAAUAGUUUUUGGUAAUUUAGACUGUGUUACUAAAUUGCAAAUUGUUGUUACGACCUUUUUUAAUGUACAUACGUUUGGUACAGGUGUGGUAGAACUAGUUUAAAUGUUGCUUUUAAUAAAUAUUCCACGAG